CUCCAACUUGGACGAAAGAGAAAAAAAGAAACGUCGACUCCUGUUGUUGUUAUCAAGGCUUUUUUGUUUUGCUGUGUUUUUCUGGCGUUUUUCUCGUAACGCCGAAAUCAGACAUGGAAGACGACGUCAUCACAACACUGAAAAUAUUAAUAAUUGGAGAAAGUGGUGUUGGGAAAUCAAGUCUUUUGCUGCGAUUCACAGAUGACAUGUUUGAUCCAGAGCUGGGAGCUACAAUUGGCGUGGAUUUUAAAGUGAAGACCCUCACAGUGGAUGGUAACAAGACGAAACUUGCUAUCUGGGACACAGCUGGUCAGGAGCGUUUCCGAACACUGACGCCGAGCUACUACAGAGGAGCUCAAGGAGUUAUUCUGGUCUACGACGUGUCAAGAAGAGACACUUUUGCGAAGCUGGACAACUGGCUGAAUGAGCUGGAGACGUACUGCACAAGGAACGACCUGGUCAAGAUGCUGGUGGGGAACAAAAUCGACAAAGACGGCCAUGAAGUGGAAAGAAACGAAGGACUAAAGUUUGCACGAAAACAUUCCAUGCUUUUCAUUGAGGCGAGCGCCAAGACGCGGGACGGUGUGCAGUGUGCGUUUGAGGAGCUGGUGGAGAAGAUCCUGCAGACCCCGGGGCUGUGGGAGAGCGAGGGGAAGCGGGGCCUAAAGCUGGCCGACCUGGAGGAGGAGCAGGGGGGAGGGGGCUGCGGAGGAUACUGCUCCCUCGUCUGAUGCCGCUCCCUUCUCCUAUCCAGCCAUAUAUCCAUCAGGCCGUUCGUCCAGCCAUCCAGACAAGCAUACACACACCCACAAGCACACACAAAUUCAAAGAUACCCACACACACACACACACACACACACACACACACACACACACACACACACACACACACACACACACACACACACACACACACAUAUGGACACUUGAAGACACACACACACACACACACACACACCACGCUGUGCACGCCAUGCUGAAACGCUAGACCCAUGACAAGGGAAGGACUUAUCACACAUUACACAGCCACAGUCAAGCUUGUGCCCUGUCUCUGUGUUAUCACAGGCACUGGCACACUCAUGCACGCACACACUUGAGCACACCUACACACACACACACACACACACACACACACACACACACACACACACACACACACACACACACACACACACACACACACACACACACACACACACACACUUAUAGACAUAGUACAUACCUACAUGCCCUGCACAUUAACACCCAUCCAUGCAGUAUGUUGUAGGACCAUAGAUGUUUCUUCUGAUAUCAGAAAAAAAUGUCUUAUGAUCACAUUGUUUUUCACUGCAAAGCCGGGAGCACAUUAACGCUAAACGUUCUCCGACCGAAGACCGAAUUGUGCAUUAACCUUUCACUGGGAGUGGGUUCUGAUGACUUGAAACAGCACCAUGAAAAUCAGCAUGCGUUCCUUGUACUUACAAGGCAAACAAUAAAUACCUUAUUGGUUCUUUUAAGUUUAAAUUGACAUGUAAAAUGGGGUACUACUAGAGCAACGGGAAAAAGAUAUUUGCUGCAUAAGUAAAAGCACCCACAUAUUCAACCAAAUAUCUAAAAGAUAUAUAUGUCAAAUCGAAUAUUUGAAUGCUCUUCAUAGCAUUUGAUUCAUUUUAGUUUGUUUGUGUAAAUAUCUGUUUUAUAUGAGUUGUGGGUUGCACACGCAUGAUAACAUAAGUCACACAAACCUGACGUGUUUCUGUGCUUGACUUGGUCUGACCUGCAUUUUCUGGUAAAGAUGCAGAGUACUUUUUUUCUAUUUAGUUGUGGCUGUGACAUGCACAUGUUCUUGCUGCACAUACACACCGCCACAACUAGGCUACUGUGCUAAAAGACAGUGACCAGCUGUUAGGGGUGCACGGAUAUUGCCUGGGAUGCCUUGUCGGGAAAGCCGGAAGUGUCUGGGCAGUCUUGGCUAAGUGUGUUUGUGGCAGAUGUACCCUUGUCCUGUUGUGUCAUGUGGUGUCGGAGCAGAUGUGAGCGCAGGCGUGUGAUAAAAGCACCGCAGUAGUCUGUAUUUUGGCUUCAAGGUGCAAAUCCGCCAACUAGCAUGUGGCGGAAAGUUCUGGGAGAGCAUUGCCUGUUUAGCACAGAUGCACGUGAGUCAUAGUGGUGUGUGUACAAGCUGUUGAACAGAAUGACUGACGAGACCAACAAACAGAUAUUCAGUCAGACGAACAGACAGAGACAGACUAUAAUGGCACAGAAGCAAAAGUGUGAUGCCCUUUCCUCUUCUUUAGCUCCUUCCCUCCCUUUUUUUACAGUUUGUCCCAUUUCAUUACUUUUGAGUUUUUGUAUUCCCAGAAUGGAUUUUAGUGCUGUUAAAACUACCGUUGACAUUGACCCUAAGCUGUCUAGCAGUUGGGCCUACCUUUUCUUUUUUGGCAUACCAGCAUGGAGAUGUGUGUAGGCAUGCAAUUUCGUUUUUUUUCUCUCUCUCUCUCUGUUUUCUUUCAUUUCUGAUAAAUGUUUGUAUGUCAAUUGAGCUGAAAUGUGUUUUGGUUUUCCUAUUGGGCAGUGCUAUAGGGCGUUUUGUGUAUAUCAUUUUCUUUGGUUCCACUAAUAUGCACAUCAUUUCUAUUUAUUAGUGUUCAAUGAAGGCUCUCCAAAGAUGCAUCAAUUUUAACUGAAAAUACAAGAUAGAAUUUGCUACACGAUGGAACUUACAGAAAGGACUUGUGAUAUCAGCCAUAGAUAUCAGUACUGUUAAAACAAGCAAACAAAAAACAUCCCUCCAGGAAUGGCAAAUAAUGUUUAUCUUAGCAUUGGCAAAGCUUAUUGCAUGAUUAUUAUUUUUUUUAACAAAUUGAUAUUAUAUAUUCUGACCAAUACCCUCCUUCUUUGUAUCUUCAGAAACCUUAAAUAAGUAUUUACAAUAAAUAAAGAAAAUAA
This is a messenger RNA of Engraulis encrasicolus (European anchovy), 2928 nucleotides long. RefSeq names its product RAB18A, member RAS oncogene family (gene rab18a). Gene Ontology annotation, molecular function: GTP binding; GTPase activity. The coding region runs from base 114 to 731 and encodes 205 amino acids. Gene Ontology annotation, biological process: vesicle-mediated transport. Lineage: Eukaryota; Metazoa; Chordata; Actinopteri; Clupeiformes; Engraulidae. The transcript is spliced from 7 exons. The record is from RefSeq and is a predicted model, not a curated record.